Octodon degus (degu) is the source of this 1045-nucleotide messenger RNA. RefSeq names its product harakiri, BCL2 interacting protein (gene Hrk). The record is from RefSeq and is a predicted model, not a curated record. NCBI's taxonomy places the organism in Eukaryota, Metazoa, Chordata, Mammalia, Rodentia, Octodontidae. Gene Ontology annotation, cellular component: mitochondrion. Gene Ontology annotation, biological process: positive regulation of apoptotic process. The coding region runs from base 1 to 276 and encodes 91 amino acids. The transcript has 2 exons.
AUGUGCCCGUGCCCCCUGCACCGCGGCCGCGGCCCCCCGGCCGUGUGCGCCUGCAGCGCGGGCCGCCUGGGUCUGCGCUCCUCCGCCGCGCAGCUCACGGCCGCCAGGCUCAAGGCGCUCGGCGACGAGCUGCACCAGCGCACCAUGUGGCGGCGCCGCGCGCGGAGCCCGAGGGCGCGGGUGCCCGGCGCGCUCCCCACCUACUGGCCCUGGCUGUGCGCGGCCGCGCAGGUGGCGGCGCUGGCAGUCUGGCUUCUCGGCAGGCGGAACUUGUAGGAACGCGGGGCUGCGUGGUGGGGCCAGAGCCGAGACCCAGCCGGAUCGAGCAACAGGUUGGCGAAACCCUGUGUCCUUGGAGAAAGCUGGUUCCCGUUUUCCUGAGGGGGAGCCCAGAGCUUGCAAUGCCACGGUUGGUUGGCGCUUCGAGAAGGAAGUGGAGGAUAAAGACGGCACCUGGAGUGAUAGUAGAAAUGCGGAAUGGGACUGGGGAAACCCUUGGGGAAGCCAGCUGCAGCAACAGACACCCCAAUGCUAUUUCCAUAUUGCUCUAUAUAUACAACAAAAAGAGAAAAUAUGAAUAUUACGAAUCAGUGCAUGCCUUGUCGAGGACGUGGUCCCUUCCCUUUCUGCACCUUGCGAUGUGAACUCUGAUACUUUGUAAUGUCUGGGGCACCUGAAGAGAUGCUCGCUGCUGUGUACCUAGGAAAUUUGCAAAGACUGGUGGGGUCAGCCUCAGUGUCUACCAAUGCCUGGGCACAGAUGCUGGUGGAAUAAGAGGUAAAAUUGCAAAAGGCAAGCGAGAACUUGGGGCCAACUCUCUAGGGGCAUCCCGGGGUACCUCCAUUUCUUGACAUGUCCUAGCCUCUCUCUCUCUGUCUUCAUCGAGUCAGAUUGCUAGAUCCCACGGUCACAAUCAGCGAAAUGGGAUGCCCCCCCAUCAAUCUGGUGUCUCUGGUGCUUCUCUUUCAAUUUUGCUGGUGCUAAGUGUGUUUUUCCUGGCAUUGCCAUGGUCCUCUGUUGGCAGACCUGGAAGGCCGGGGGGAUA